Mercenaria mercenaria is the source of this 17238-nucleotide messenger RNA. RefSeq lists its product as uncharacterized. The record is from RefSeq and is a predicted model, not a curated record. Lineage: Eukaryota; Metazoa; Mollusca; Bivalvia; Venerida; Veneridae. The transcript has 9 exons. The coding region runs from base 1187 to 3037 and encodes 616 amino acids.
AGGAGGUUGGCCAUGACCAGCAGAUGACCCCUAUUGAUUUUGAGGUCAGUAUGUCAAAGUUCAAGGUCACAGUGACCCGGAACAGUUAAACGGUUUCCGGAUGAUAACUCAAGAUUGCUUGGGCCUAGGAUCGUGAAUAUUGAUAGGGAGGUUGAUCAUGACCAUCAGAUGACCCCUAUAGAUUUUGAGGUCAGUAGGUCAAAGGUCAAGGUCACAGUGACCAGGAAAAGUAAAACAGUUUCCGGGUGAUAACACAAGAACGCUUGGGCCUUGGAUCAGGAAAAUUGAUUGGGAGAUUGAUCAUGAACAGCAGAUGACCCCUAUUGAUUUUGAGGUCAUUAGGUCAAAGUUCAAGGUCAGAUUGGCCAGGAACAGUUAAACGGUUUCUGGACAAUAACUUGAGAACGCUUGGGCCAAGGGUCAUGAAAGAUGAUAAAGAGGUUCAUCAUGACCAGCAGAUGACCCAUAUUGAUUUUAAGGUCAGUAGGUCAAGGUCAAAGGUCAAGGUUACAGUGACCCGGAACAUUUAAACCGUUUCCAGAUAAUAUGAGCAAAUAAUUUCUGUUCCUUGUGCAAUUACUGAAUGCAUCAAGAGGGGCAUUUCGUGUUCGACGAGCUCUUGUUCAACUUUUAUAUUCAUUCUUUUGACAACACUGUUGAAUAGUCAAGCGUUCCUGUUUUCUUUUAGUUUGCCACUUUCUUGACUUUAUAUUUUAUUCUGUCAAGCAUUUUCGUGGGGCAUGUAGCAUACAGUGCAGAUAUCGUUUUUGUUUGUGUAUUUAUACUGAUUUAAUUGUAUUAAUUUAGACUUUCAUUAAGGUCAAGCAGAUAUGUGCUCCUGAUUCAGGCUAUCAGUCUUAUAUUACAACACAUUCCAAAAAUGGUGAAAUAUGUGAUUUUUAGCACAGUAUGCUUAAAUUUGGUCUCUGUGACCUUGACCUUGAACUUUUCAUGAAGAGCAGUGGUAUUUAGGUGAGCAGUAUAGAGCCCUUAUAUAUGGCCAUCUUGAUGAUCUUGUCAGUUGAUAGUUUUAAAUAAAAGGCAGAUAAAUGUGAAUUGGAACAUCACAACUUGAAAAGACAAGGUCAAUACAAAUUGCUAGAUAAAAGUAAAUUUGAUAGGUGUGAAAUUUCAGUUAGCUAGUUGAAAGGUUGUGAUGGAUUAACUAUUCUUUCUAGAAGUGGAGAUGAAAACACAACUUGCAUGGCUUCUCUGUUCCACACUGUCUGUGUUGUUUCAUUUUGACUGUGUGACAACAUCAAGGAGCAGUGAUAUAGUUGAGGUGAGCUUGACUCUCAAGAGCAGUCCUGUUCCAGGAGAGAAGUCCUUGACACCAGUUUCGUCAAUGAUUAAACUCACACAAGAAUAUGUGUUAUAUAAAGGACAUGGUAGAUAUAAGAGAGGGUCCCUUUUCCGCAGUUAUGGAAUACUGCCUCCUUUACAAGACAAACCAAUUGUCCGCAAGCAGGUGGUGAUGAAAAUUAAUUUUACUGUAGUUGGCUCAAUGGUAGAGGUAAAGUUUGGUCCAGUGCAGGAAGAUAUGACGUACAGGGUUUGCCUUAGUCCAGUGUCUAAAGAUUAUGAAUGCUACAGCAAUGAAGUUGCACAACAGGGUCAGGAUGUUGUAGUUUUCAAGAAUGUAGAGGCAGGCACAUACAGGAUAUUUGUACAGAGAGGAGGCAACCCGGACAAUCCAAUGUAUGCAUCUAAACCUUUCAACGUCACAGAGGUACCACCUGAAACUCCUGAGCCAAGGAUAGCAGGGUCAGUUGUAGCUAUCAUCACAAUGACCUGUCUUCUCUUUGUAGCAGGGCUGACAACUCUUUGCUUUUGUCUCAUGAGAGAACGGUGUCACUGUAUACCAUGGAACUGUAAGAUUUGCAGCUGUGUCCUGUACCAUAGAACUCCACACAGUGUUCCAAAUAACAUACAGGAAGAUGGAGAAGAUGAUGAUUCCAUACUGCAAGUCCUACCAUUGUAUUAUGAUGAGUCAGAAGUCUUCACUACAGCUGUCCAGAAGAUCUGUCUCUAUUUGAGCAAAUGGUCAAACUGUAGGAUCAAUUAUAACUGGACAGCAAGUUAUUCUAAUGAACCAUCACUGUCAAUUAAAGACAACCACCUUAACUGUAUACUUUUGAUUUUCCUUUCAUCAAAGAUGUGGAAACUUUUGAGUGAUUGCCAACAAGAUACUGAUCAGACAACUCAGCUUUUUAAAAGAGUCCUGGAAAGUAAUGGGAAGGCAUUCCAAAAGAUGGUAAUCAGCCUUCAUCCAUUGGCUGUUAAUGGAAAGUGUUCAAAAGGCAUCAAUAUAUUUAGAAUGACAAAACGUGCUCUAGUAGGUAACCAGCAUGGACUUGAAAUGAACACUGAAGAUUUGUACACAAUGUUAGAACAGUUAAAUGUAGAGACCAGAGCAGUUCAACGUGGUUGGUCCAGUUUUGAAGAAUUGUCUGUACUUUAUGAAGCCAUAAAGUACAUACCAGAAAUUGACCUAGAUUUAGGUGAGCAUCUUUUUGUUUCAAAAGACGAUAACAAUAUUAACAGAGAAACUUUAAACAUGCCAUCUCAAAAAACAAAGGAGGUAAAUGUCAUUCAGACUACAGCUGGUUGUCCCGACAAACAUUGUUUGUGUUCUGUAACUCAAAAGCAAGCUGCAACUUACCAAUGGGCAAGUUCACAACAGAUUGGAUGUGGCAUCCCCUACAAUCAGAGUGGUUAUGUUCCACCUUCAGUAUAUCAUACAGUACAUGAAGUAGAAAGUGAGUCCAUCCCUCAUGAUGUGGACAUGGACAUUGAAAGUGCUAGUGAAUGCCAGGACACUAUUUACCAAAGGGAGACAAUUCAGUCAGGAUACCAUAGAUGUAACACAGAGGCUCAUCCAGUUGCUAAACAGUUUGACCAUGUCAUUGCCAAUCACCAUGGCGAUUGGCUACCGCCUGAAGAUGACUGUGAAAGUGUCUCCCAUUCGGUAAUUGGUCAAAAACAAGUAGAGUUUUAUUGGAAUUACAAAGCAAAUGUUGGUGACACCAGACUGUAAACAAAGAUGAAUCUUGCCAUGUACCCAUUUCCAUUUUUCUUAUCUUUGGUAUUGUCAGACAGUUCAGAAAACUUGAGAAUUUUGUUAUCUUAUUUCAUGUCUAUAGAGUACAUUAGUUGUAUUCCAUUUUUGGUCACAUUUUUACUGAAAGGCCUUUUUUUUUUUAAAUUUAACAGUUUAAGGGCUUUUUAUUACCCACAGUUAAUGAAUAUUACAAUUAUAUUUUGUAAUGUCAGUGAUAACAUGUGUUUUUAAAGUGGAUUUCUGAAAAUUUAACAUUUGAUUGUUUACUCAUUUUGACGUAAUACAUGUUAGAUUUACAUUGAUUUUCCUAUCCUGUUUGCCUUGCCAAGACAGAGUUAUUUUCGUGCAAGUUAUUGUAUUUUGCCUAAGUAGUGAUAUGAAUGAAAAUAUAUUAUAUCUGUUAACCCUUAUCAUGCUGGACAUGUUACAACCAGUGUAGAUCUUGAUCAACCUGCACAUCCAUGCAGUCUAAUCAAGAUCUGCGCUGUUCGCCAAUCAGUCAGUCUCUGUUUGGUAAGUACCCAUUUUAGCAGUAAAUGGUACUUUCCAAAUUGAAAGAUGGACAAGUUCAUUAUAGAAGGCUUAAAAUUUGCAUUUGACAGUUGUAUAUUUAGCUAACAUUCAUGAAAGGUGCAAGUUUGUAAAAUUACUUUUACCUCCCUUUGCCUAUAUUUGUUGUGUGACACAAAUAUUAGAAAUAAAUAAAUUCUGAAAAAUGCUUUUUAGUACAGAUAGUUGAAAUGUCUAUCAAAUGUUACAUUUAAAGUUAGAAUUAUGUCAAAAUCAAAAGAAAUACAGCAUUCUAAAUAACAUGUAUUUUCAUAUAAAUGGAGGUGGGGAAGUUGGUGUGCAAGUUAAUACAAAAUUUGAUAAAAUCUAAGAAAAGACAUAUUUUUAUAGGAAUUUAACUAUUUGUGUUAUAUAUAGUUCAUAAUCAUGUGUAUAAAAAAAAUAUGAAAAGUGACAAAUGUCAUAAACUGUUCUUAAAUAUGACUUAUUGCCUUUAAAAACGAUAAUUGUUGUAUAAUGAUAUUCAGACAUUAAAAUUUUUUGUUUUGUUACAGUAUUAAGUAUUACCAGCUCAGCUAUUUUUCAAACAAUAUGGAAGGCCCUCACCCUCACAUUGUCGUUAGCUUUGGUAUUGCAUUCACGUUUAAGUUACAUGGCAAUCUGUUCACUUCCACUGUUUCUUCCUAACUACUGCCCUUAAUAUCACCAGACCUCAAAUAAGGAUUGGUCUUGAUAAGGGGCAAACAUAAAGAUGAGGUACCCAGAAGGUCAGGAUCACUAGGAUCAAUUUUGUAGAAGUGUUGACAAUCAUUGUUGAAUCGUCCUUUCACAGUUCUUUUAAUCUUUAUUGUUAUGUAUCUGAUCUAUUGCUCAUCAAAAACUGUUGGUUGUUUUAUUUAAAACAUUGUUGGAUGUUCUUUAUUUCCCUCUGUUUUUAUUAAAGCAUGGGCCUUUAUUAAAAUGACAAAUUUCAGAUAUAAUCACUACAUCUUGGCUUCUGAAUACUUUAAUAAAUAGUCAUGUGACUGGUAAUAUAGCCUGUCUAAGACUUAAAUGUAAGUUAUUUUUUCUCUGGUAACAUGUGUUGGUAAGACACUUUUUUGUAUUCACUUUUAGUGUAUCACUAAUAUUAGAGAUUUUUAUAUUUACAUCAUCCCUCAUCUAGGGUACAUAUACUAGUAUUACUUACAUGUGCCGCGGAAGCCCAGGAUAAAGUACUCCAAAGACGAGUAAAAAAUUUUUUUAAGUAUUAAGUUUGUUUUACGUUUUUAUAUUAUUCUAAGUAUUUUUAAAAUUUCUUAUGGUUGCCAUUCUUCUGUGACAAGACUGUAUUGUGGAGGUAUAAGUUAAAAGACAUGGUUCUGCAGAACUUGCAUAUAUUUCCAAUGACAACUUCAUUUGUGGUUUGUGCCAUAUUGCCAACAUUGAUAAUAUAGAGUGAAAUAAAGAGUCCUUUAAUAGGAUACCAACGGAGACUCAAUGAUGGUCAUGUACAUGUAAUUGCUGUAGUUACAGGUACACCAUAUUUUUAUUUAAGUUGUUUGUUGUUUUGUGAUAUGCUCAAUUGUCUUGUGCCUUGAUGUGUUACAACCACAUGUAUUUGUAAGUAAUUACUCUAUACAUUUCAUUCUUGCAGUGGCUUAAAAUAUUUAAUAAGUAAAUUAUGAAUUAUUAGAGAGUGAAAUAUUUUUAUGUAUAUCUGAUACACAUAAUCGUGUACUCGUUUAGUUCCUAAUUGAGUAAUUUUUGUCACAAAUUUGUUAAGUUCCUAAAAGAAAUAAUUACUGGCAUAUAUUUAUUGUGUGUUAUCAGCCACCAUGCUUCAAUGCCUGCAUAGAAGUGAUGUCAUACCAGUAAGAAUUUGAUAUAGAUUCACCAAAAGGAAGUAUUUAGUUUGAAUAUCAUGACAUUUAGUGCCCGCCCGCUUAGCUAAGUAGGUAAGAGUGUUGGUCUACGGAUCUUGGGGUCGCGAGUUCGAUCCUUGGGUGGGGCGUAUGUUCUCCGUGACUAUUUGAUAAACGACAUUGUGUCUGAAAUCCUUAGUUCUCCACCUCUGAUUCAUGUUGGGAAGUCCGCAGUUACUUGCAGAGAACAGGUUUGUACUGGUAUAGAAUCCAGGAAUACUGGUUAGGUUAACUGCCCGCUGUUACAUGUUGAAAAAAUGGCGUUAAACCCAAAACAAACAAACAUGACAUUUAGUAACCAAAUUUGGGAUCAAAAUGAUUAAUGGGUAUUUAUUGCUCAAGAAAUGUUUUGAAUUACUUCAUUUGAGUGAUGUUGUAUUGGUGUGAAUCCAUUAUCUUUAACACAUUUGUUAAGUUUUACAUAGUUAAAAAAUAUAUAUCUUAGGUCUAUGGGCUUAUUUUGCUAGAUAUGAAAAUGUUUCAUAGGUCUAUGGGCUUAUUUUGCUAGAUAUGAAAAUGUGUCAUAGUUCUAUGGGCUUAUUUUGCUAUAUAUGAAAUUGUGUCAUAGUCCUAUGGGCUUAUUUUGUAAUAUAUGAAAUUGUGUCAUAGUUCUAUGGGCUUAUUUUGCUAUAUAUGAAAAUGUGUCAUAGUUCUAUGGGCUUAUUUUGUUAUAUAAUUAUGAAAAUGUGUCAUAGUUCUGUGGGCUUAUUUUGUAAUGAUAUGAAAAUGUGUCAUAGUUCUAUGUGCUUAUUUUACUAGAUAUGAAAAUAUAUCAUAGUCAUGGUUGGAUUUUUUGUUUCAUAACCAGAUGGUAUUAGUAUUAGAAGGUUGAAUUAAGUGUUACAAAGGAAUAUAUAUGUAUUAUAUUUGUUGUUUAUGUAUUAGAACAAGUGGCAUUUGUAAGACAUUUUAUAUGAUAUUACUUUAAUAGUUUGUCAAGCUCGAUAUGAUGUGUUGUAUACUCAACAACCAAAGAUGCACUAUGUAUAACAUUUACUAAUUUGGCUCAAAUAUCUUUUCUUAGAAUUUUAUUGUUUUUCAGCUAACCUGUCACAAAUUGACAAGGUGAGCUAUUGUGACCGCUUGAUGUGCGUCGUCCGUCAACAAUUUCUAAAAAAAUCUUCUUCUUGAAAACCACUGGGCAGAAUUACACCAAACUUCACAGGAAUGAUCGUUGAUGGUCCCCUUUCAAAAUUAUUCAAAGAAUUGAAUUCCAUGCAGAACUGUGGUUGCAAUGGCAACCGAAAGGAAAAACUUUAAAAAUCUUAAUGUCCAAAACCACAGCGCCUAGGGCUUUGAUAUCUGGUAUGUAGCAUCAUCUAGUGGUCCUCUACCAAGAUUGUUCAAAUUAUCCCCCUAGGGUCAAAUAUGGCCUCGCCCUGGGGGUCACAUGGUUUAUAUAGACUUACAUAGGGAAAACUUUGAAAAUCUUCUUGUACAAAACCAUAUGGCCUAGGGCUUUGAUAUUUGGUCUGUAGCAUCAUCUAGUGGUCUUCUACCAAGAUUGUUCAAAUUGUCCCCCUAGGGUCAAAUAUAGCCCCGCUCUUGGGGUCCCAAGUUUAACAUAGACUUAUAUAGGAAAAAAAGUUUAAAAAUCUUCUUGUCUGAAACCACAACACUUACACCUUUAGUCCUCAACCAGAAUUGUUCAAAUUGUACCGCUUGGGUGAAAAGAGGCCCUGCCCUGAGAGUGCCAAGUUUUAUAUAGACUUGUACAGGAAAAAGCUUUAAAAAUCUUCUUGUCUGAAACCAUAUGACCUAGGCUUUUGAUAUUUGGUAUGAUGCAUGGUCUAGUAGUCCGCUACCAAAAUUGUUCAAAUUAUGCCCCUGGGGUUAAAAGAGGCCCGCCCCAGGGUCACUUAGUUAUUAUGAAUGUGACCUACUGAAUUUCUUAAUAUUUUAUCAUCAGUUUGACAUUUGAAACAUGAAGCUCAUAUUACUCAGGUGAGCGAUCCAGGGUCAUCAUGACCCUCUUGUUAGUUAUUGUAUGUUUGAUGAAUGGAUUGACAAAACAUUUAUGUUUUAAUUAACAAAUGUGAUAGAAAUGUUCAUUUAGAUUUCAUGCCUUGGUUAAUGUACAGUUUUGUUACUAAUGGAGGCAAGCAGAAUUACAGAGAAAUUGUGUGUUUAUAAUCAGUGUCUGCAGGUCCUGUUAAUUUAUUAAAAUGUCUGUAAUUUGUUGUUGAUGGGGACAUCAGUUAUUUCAGUGUUAGACAUAGUGAUUGUUAAAACAUAGAAAAGUUCUUUCUGCUGCUUAUAUAUUAGAUUUAUCUGAAUUUCUAUUUAAUAGAAGGUAUCAAGACUUUGAGAGGAUUUUACAUUUUAGUAAUGUAAAAUUCUGUUAUUAAUGUGGGGAUGUAAACAGUAUAACAUUUUUCUGAGAUACAUUUUUCUCAAUUUUAGAUUUGUUGAUCCCCUCAAGUUCCACAAUAAUUUUAGUUUUGUUUUUAAAACAGAUAAAUUUGCAGCUGGCAAAUAGAGCCUAAAAUGGGAAUAUCUCCAUAAACAUGUUGUAAAGUGCUGGUCUAGUUUAAAAUAAUUUUACAGAUUUUCUUCAUGGGUGAGUCUUGUCAGGAUUAAUGCUGUUCACUCUCAAAGCCUGUUGCAAUUAGAGAAACCAUUAGCAAACAGCAUAUGGAUCCUGACAAGACUGUGCGGAUGCGCAGGCUGGUCUGGAUCCAUGCUGGUCGCAAAGGCACAAUGUUGGUUUUCUCGUGGCGUAGCUCAAAUGUGUUUAUAUCCGGUGAUGUUUGCAUGGAAUAUUAAUGUGAUAUUGGUCAUUUCAUGCUUGUAUUAUGGUAAUUAUAUAAAUUUCACAGAGUUUAUGUACUAAUAUUUUACUACCAAACCAAAUGGCAGCUUAAGUGUCUUUAAGGAUAUAGUUAAUGAAUUUAUGUAGGAAUAUCCUUAUUUAGCUGUGUCAUUUUGUAUGAAGGAAGUGUUUAUACCCCGACAAAACUAAAUUUGCGGGGGUGGGGGGGUAUAUAGGAGUGAGCUUGUCGGUCCAUUGGUUUUCAUGGUUUUCGGACAAUAACUCAAGAAAGGCUUUCAGAUUUAAAUAAUUUUUUGGUACACAGGUGUAACAUCAGAAAGUACAGGUCAAGUUCGAUUUUGAGGUCAAAGGUCAAGGUCACAAUGACCCUGAACAGUUAAACAGUUUCCAGAUGAUAACUUGAGAACGCUUUGGCCUAGGAUCAUAAAUUUUGGUACACAGAUGUAACAUCAGAAAAUACAAGUCAAGAUCAACUUUGAGGUCAGUAGGUCAAAGGUCAAGGUCACAAUGACCCGGAACAGCUAAACGGUCUCCGGAUGAUAACUUGAGAAUGCUUUAGCCUAGGAUCAUAAGUUUUGGUACAAAGAUGUAACAUCAUCAAAUACAGGUCAAGUUUGACUUUCAGGUCAGUAGGUCAAAGGUCAAGGUCACAAUGACCCAAAACAGUUAAAUGGUUUCCGGAUGAUAACUUGAGAACGCUUUGGCCUAGGAUCAAAAGUUCUGGUACACAGGUGUAACAUCAUCAAAUACAGGUCAAGUUCGUCUUUCAGGUCAGUAGUUCAAAGGUCAAGGUCACAAUGACCCAAAACAGUUAAAUGGUUUCCGGAUGAUACCUUGAAAAUGCUUAAGCACAGGGUCAUGAAAAUGGUUAGGACCAGCAAAUGACUCCUAUUGAUUAUGAGGUCAGUAGGUCACAGAUCAAGGCCCGCAAUGAUCCGGAACAGUUAAACAGUUUUCGGACGAUAACUUCAUAACACUUAAGCCUAAGAUUACAAAACUUAAUAGGGAUAUUGGUCAUGAUCAGCAAAUGACCCCUAUUGAUUUUGAGUUCAAAAGGUCAAAGGUCUGAGUUGACCCGGAACAUUUAAACGGUUUCUGGACAAUAACUGGAGAACGCUUAGGCCGAGGAUCAUGAAACUUCAUAGGGAGAUUGAUAAUGACCAGCAGAUGACCCCUAUUGAUUUUGAGGUCAGUAAGUCAAAGGUCAAGCAAAUUCGGCUUUGACAUUGGCUUAGUUCUGUGACAAGGCUGUAUUGUGGGGGUAUAAAUCGUCACUCCUGUGACAACUCUAGUUUUCUUUGCUAGAAGUAAUGAAAUUGUUUUGCUCAACAGUAAAAGAUUCCAUGACGUUUUAGGGUGUUAGCCAUGACUUAUAGAGUCUGAGCAAUGACUUAUGGUGUGUAAGCCUUGACUUUAUGAUGUGUAAAACAUGACUUUCUAGGGUGUUAGCCAUGACUUAUGGAGUCUGAGCAAUGACUUAUGGUGUGUAAGCCUUGACUUUAUGAUGUGUAAACCAUGACUUUAUGAGGUGUUGGCCAUGAUGUAUGGAGUCGAAGCAAUGACUUAUUGUGUGUAAGCCAUGAUUUUAUAGGGUGUUGGCCAUGACGUAUGGAGUCUGAGCAAUGACUUAUGUUGUGUAAGCCAUGACUUUAUGAUGUGUAAGCCUUGACUUAAUGAUGUGUAAACCAUGACUUUCUAGGGUGUUAGCCAUGACUUAUGGAGUCUGAGCAAUGACUUAAGGUGUGUAAGCCUUGACUUUAUGAUGUGUAAACCAUGACUUUAUGAGGUGUUGGCCAUGAUGUAUGAAGUCAAAGCAAUGACUUAUGGUGUGUAUGCCUUGACUUUAUGAUGUGUAAACCAUGACUUUCUAGGGUGUUAGCCAUGACUUAUGGAGUCUGAGCAAUGACUUACGGUGUGUAAGCCUUGACUUUAUGAUAUGUAAACCAUGACUUUAUGAGGUGUUGGCCAUGAUGUAUGGAGUGGAAGCAAUGACUUAUUGUGUGUAAGCCAUGAUUUUAUAGGGUGUUGGCCAUGACGUAUGGAGUCUGAGCAAUGACUUAUGUUGUGUAAGCCAUGACUUUAUGUGGUGUUGGCCAUGACGUAUGGAGUCGAAGCAAUGACUUAUUGUGUGUAAGCCAUGACUUUAUGGGGUGUUAGCCAUGAUGUAUGGUGUUGAAGCAAUGACUUAUUGUGUGUAAGCCAUGACUUUAUCGGGCGUUCAGGCUAUGACGUAUGGAGCCUGUGCAAUGACUUAUGUUGUGUAAGCCAUGACUUUAUGGGGUGUUGGACAUGACGUAUGGAGUCGAAGCAAUGACUUACUGUGUGUAAGCCAUAAUUUUAUGGGGUGUUGGCCAUGACGUAUGAUGUCGAAGCAAUGACUUAUUGUGUGUAAGCCAUGACUUUAUGGGGUGUUGGCCAUGACAUAUGGUGUCGAAGCAAUGACUUAUUGUGUGUAAGCCAUGACUUUAUCGGGCGUUGGCUAUGACGUAUGGAGUCUGAGCAAUGACUUAUGUUGUGUAAGCCAUGACUUUAUGCGGUGUUGGCCAUGACGUAUGGAGUCGAAGCAAUGAUUUAUGUUGUGUAAGCCAUGAUUUUAUGGGGUGUUGGCCAUGAUGUAUGGAGUCGAUGCAAUGACCUAUUGUGUGUAAGCCAUGAAUUUAUGGUUGUUGACCAUGAUGUAUGGGGUGUUAGAGCAUAAAGAGUUUUAAAUAUUAUGUUAUUAUAGGAAGGCUUGUUUCAUGUAUUUUCCUGAAUGUCAAGCCUCUACAAUAAAUACUAUAUUUUAUUAAAAAUGACCAGCAUGUGGGUUAAACUCUUAUCUAUCAUAUUUAUCUAACAAGGUACAGAUAUCAUUGAAAUUAAAGCUGUAAUUUAAAUAACAAAUGUCCACUUCUUAGAUGUAAAGUCCAUUUCACGAAAUGGAGUACAUUUCGCACUCUAUCCCUACUGGUCAUGAACUGCUAGAUGGAUCUUCAUCAGACUUAGUCAGCAGCAUCAGUUUGUUCAAACUGGGCAGUUGGCCCCUUUUAGGGACUACUUGAGCCAAAACUAGAAAUGUCUUUAAAAGACGUCUUUUUAUAAACCACUGGAUGGACCUUCAUCAAACUUGGUCAGUAGCAUCAUUAUAAGGUCCUUUUCCAAUUUUAUUCAAAUGGUAGCACUUGGCCCUGACUUUUUCUCAUAAACCACUUGAUAGAUCUUCAUCAGACUUGGUCUGCAGCAUCAUUAUAAUAUUCAUCCCCAAAUUGUUCAAAUUGAGGCAGUUGGCCCCUUUCAGGGGCUGCUAGGGAUAAAAUAAAAAUACCUUUAAACAACUUCUUGUCUUGAACCUCUUAAUGGCUUUUCAUCAAACUUGGUCUGUAGCGUCUUCAAUAGGGGCAAUUUUAAAAUGACUUCUUCUUAUGAACCGCUUGAUGGAUUUUCAUCAAACUGGAUUUGUAGCAUCAUUAUAAGGUUCUUCACCAACAUUGUUGAAUUAGGGGAGGGGGCACUUAGGGGCUUUAAUAAGGGCUAAAGAUAAAAAUACUUUAUAACCACUCCUUCUCAUGAACUGCUCAACAGAUCAUCAUUAGACAUGGUUCUGCAGCAUUGUUAUAGGGUCCUCUCUGAAAUUUAAGUUCAAUUGGGAACACUUGGCCCCAUUUAUGAGCUGCUGGAGUUAAGAAUAGAAAUACCUUUAAAUAUCUUUUUCUCAUGAACUGCUUGAUGGAUUUUCAUCAAAGAUAAUUUGUAGCAUCAUUAUAAGGUCUUUUACCAAACUGGUUCAAUUGAUGGCACUUUGGGCCUUUUGGGGGCUGCAAGAGUAAAAAACAAUACCUUUAAAAUACCUUUACCUGCAAGAGUAAAAAAAAACCUUUUAAUAAUGUCUUCACAUGAACUGCUGGAUAGGUUUUCAUCAGACCUUGUCUGGAGCAUCAGUAUUAUGUACCUUUACCAAGUUUGUUCAGUUGGGGACUCUGGAGCUUAAGAUAGAAAUACAUGUACCUUUAAAUGACUUUUUCGUAUGAACUGCUUGAUGGAUCUUCAUCAAACUUGGUCUGUAGUAUCAUUGUUAUGGUUCUGCUUGGUCCCUUUUAGGGGACACCAGAGCUAAAAAUAGAAAAAGAAUUUAAACAAGUUCUUGUCAUGAAGUUUUGUCUAAUGAUUAUGUAUUUUUGUUACGUCACAGCAAAAUAUAGAAUAACCUAUAAAUGAGCUGUGCCACGGGAAAACCAACAUAGUGGCUUUGCGACCAGCAUGGAUCCAGACGAGCCUGUGUAUCCGCACAGUCUGGUCAGGAUCCAUGCUGUUCGCUAACGGUUUCUCUAAUUGCAAUAGGCUUUGAAAGCGAACAGCAUGGAUCCGUGCAGCCUAGUCUGGAUCCAUGCUGAUUGCAAAGCCACUAUGUUGGUUUUCUCAUGGCACGGCUCAAAUAUUGUUUUAAUGAAUUGCAUAAAGGAUUUUCACCGAACCUAGUUAGAAACAAUGUCAGAUUUGUUAAGGUCCUCAUCAGGUGAGCACCUUAGGCCCACCAUUAAUGUCUCUUGUUAUGCAUUGCACUGAAUGUGAAGUUUCAACAUGUUAUUCCUGUGAGACCUCUUUCAUGAACUGCACUGAAUGUGACAUUUCAACAAGAUAUAACUUGGAACCUGAUUUUAUACGUUUCUCUUAAAGUCUAGCUUUUGAAUGAUGCACUAUUGUGGCUGAUUUCAUGCAGUGCUCUUAAUGCCAUGCAUGAUCAUGAUAUUACUUGUGAGGCCUAUUUCAGCAUUGCUCUGAAUGUCCUGUUUCAACAUAUAUAAGUGAGGCCUAUUUCAGCAUUGCUCUGAAUGUCAUGUUCAACAUAAGUGAGGCCUAUUUCAGCAUUGCUCUGAAUGUCCUGUUUCAACAUAUAUAAGCGAGGCCUAUUUCAGCAUUGCUCUGAAUGUCCUGUUUCAACAUAUAUAAGGGAGGCCUAUUUCAGCAUUGUUCUGAAUGUCAUGUUUCAACAUAAGUGAGGCCUAUUUCAGCAUUGCUCUGAAUGUCAUGUUUCAACAUAUAUAAGUGAGGCCUAUUUCAGCAUUGCUCUGAAUGUCCUGUUUCAUCAUAUAUAAGUGAUACCUAUUUUAGCAUUGCUCUGUCAACGUCAAAUUUUAAAAUACAUAAAUGAAACCUAUUUCAGCAUUGCUCUGAAUGUCAUGUUUCAACAUAAAGUGAGGCCUAUUUCAGCAUUGCUCUGAAUGUCAUGUUCAGCAUAUAUAUAUAUAUAUAUAUAUGGGGCCUAUGUUGUUCAGUGCUGUAGACAUCAUUGAUUUUUGCUCCUUUAACUAAGGCACACCAGACAAUCAAAUGAUCAAGUGAUAUAUUUCUGUGCCUAAUAUGUGCCCAAAUUGUAACAUUGUCAGAGAUUUAUGUUUGUUGUUGAGGCAUGUGCCAUAAUUAUAUCAUAUUAUUUUGUAAUAACUAAAUACUGUUUACAUUGGAUUCAAGUAUUAAUAUCAUAUAUUUUAUUUUACAUUUAUAUUUUUAUUUUUUAACAAUAUGUUUACCACAUUCCAUUAGGACAAUACUUUAUAAUGUGCACUAAUGUCUUGUUGUUGUUAAAUAAGAUCCAGAAAUACAGCUCAGUUAAGUAUAUAUAUAUCAGUUAAUCAGAUUGAUUUCUUGAUCAAGCAUUUGUAAAUACUAAUAGAACAGAACUUGACUUCUGUUAAAGGAUGGUAAUUUACCUUUCCUUCUUAAUCGCCAAGGUACUUGAUACUGACUGAAAAUAUUUCCAUCAUUUGUUACCUGUAUGCUUCAUUUUACUUCAAGAAUGAACCUAAUUGAGAUGCCUGAAAAAUUAUUAUUUUAAAAUAAGUUCAGUGUAAAUUUACAAGUAUUAUUAGUAUCUAUUGACUUUUAAAAUAUUUAUCAAUAUUUGCCAUUUAUUUUUGUAAGUGAAAGUUUUACAUAUAUAUAAUUAUGUUCUUUUUCAAGUAAUGUAAUUUUGAUACUUGCGGUAAUUUAAGGGUCACCUGAGCAUAAUUUUUGGGGGGGGGAUUUGUUGGAUGUCUGUCUUCAACAUGUUCUAAAGGAAUUUUUCCUCUUAAACCACUUGACCAAUUUCAACUAAAGUUAACAUGACAGGAAUGUUCCUUACAUCAUUUCUUUUCAGGUUUCUUCAAAUCUAGGUCAUCCAUGCAGAAUUCUGGCUGCCAUGGCAACCAAAAGAAAAAGUUUUAUAAAUCUUCUUGUCAGAAUCUGCUUGCCCUGUUUGAAAUAAUUUCACAGGACUAUUCCUUGGGUGACCCUCAACAAGGUUCCUCCAAAUUAUUUUGUACAGAAGAUUCUUCCUUCAAAUCACUGGUUCAGUUUCAAAAUAUUUUCAUAGCAAAAUUCCUUGGGCAAUCUUCUACCAAAUUCCUUCUACGCAAGUUGACAUGUUAAAAAAUAUUAUGUUGCCCUAUAGGAGAGACAAGUUUUCUGUAGGUAGAGCGUUCGUCUACAGAUCGCGGGGUCGCGAGUUCGAUCCUCAGGCAGGGCGUAUGUUCUCCGUGACGAUUUGAUAAAAGACAUUGUGUCUGAAAUCAUUCAUCCUCCACCUCUGAUAAUUCAUGUGGAGAAGUUGGCAGUUACUUGCAGAGAACAGGUUUGUACUGGUACAGAAUCAAGGAAAACUGGUUAGGUUAACUGCCAACCGUUACAUGACAAAUACUGUUGAAAAAAGGCAUUAAACCCAAAACAACCAAACAAAAGUUUUCUGUAUAUGACUGUAUUGGAUAACAUUUCUUCUUCUCUGAAAUUUUUGUCAUGAAUUCAAAAUAACUCCACAGAAAUGUAUUUCAGGUGACCCUCUAUCGAAUUAUUUCAGACCUCUAUAGUAUAGAGUCUAUACACAUUACCUGAAACCACAUACCUGUAACACCCCCACCCACUUCUCCCCCACACACAAGGUUUUCCAGCCCAUAUUUAGUGGACACUUCUUAAGAUUUCUUGUCAGAAAACACAGGCUCUAUUUAAAAAUAAUUUCACAGAUAUUUUCCUUGCAUGAUCCUCUUCCAAAACUAAUCCAGCAACUGUGAAACUUAGGUGAGUGAUGUAGGACCAUCAUGGUCUUCUUGUUUAAAUUUAAAUGUUACAUAUCAUUCAUUAACUUUACUGAUUCUUUUGGUCAGGUUACUUACAUAAUUGUUUUCAUGUUCAAAGCUUUAUUAAUUAGGUGAUUGAAAUAUGUCAGAACUAUGGGGGCUGAUUCUGCCAUUUUGUUCUGCAUGAAGGUCGCUAACAAGCCAUCUUGACAAAAUGACGAAUUAGUGGUAUUUCUCAUAUUCGGGCGAUUAUUUGUCAUAUUUUCCUGUUGGACUUAUUUGUUAUAUUGGCAUGCUAAUGUUUUGUUCUGGAGUAUAUGCUAGAAGAAAUGGCAGAAAUGAGUGACCAUACAGAACGCAACAAGUUGUUGGUUCUCUGGUGGUAAAGAUCAAAUUGCAUAGAUGUGACAAUGUGGUUUUUAUUGGAUUUAAGUAUUUUUUAGUGUGGUACAUAGAUUUGCAAGUCCCAGUAUAAUGUAUACCUGUCUCAACACACAAAAAUAAUAUUUAAUCCUGAAAUACAUGCCCUAAAGGGUUGAUUGCCAAGCUUAGUUAUAUUUCCCAAAAUUGAUACUUUGUACGUGUCCAGGAUUGUUCAAAAUUUAUUUCUCACAGGCCCCAAAUCACCUGAAAUGACUGUUGUACAUGUAUUCCCAGUUAGAUGUUGUAAUUUCGUUGUGUAUAAAUCAUGUCAAAACAUCUUGGUUCAAAACAAAAAUAACUUGCCAGCGAUGAUAUUAAAAUUUAUCAUAUUACAUUGAUAAUCUAUAAUAUAAAUUGAUUUUUUGCACUUACACGAAUAUUCAUGUUUUAUAAAACCAAAUUUCAAGCUUAGAAAGUUGAAAUGGUAGCAAUUUUUUACAAUAUUGUUAAGGUAGAUGAAAUGACAGUGGCUCAUCAACAUUUUUUCAUUUUUUUCCAUCCAAGUUUUCAAAGAUUGUUGUGGUUAAUAUUUUCCUAACUGAACAGCCAAAGGGAGAUUAUCUGUUUUUGUAACAAGUACAAACUACAUUGUGUACUGGCCAUUUUCUGAUUAUUUCACUGAUAUACUAACAUUUUAUCAUAGUACAGUAGUGUAGGUGGAUGGUCCAUUGUCCUGCAUCAUGCACCAUCAGUAAUACUUAAACAUCUCCUCUGAAAGUACUGUCAGAAUGACACAAACCAGCAUGAACCUCUUUCAAGUUUGUUCAAAUUGAUGCACCUGGAGCUAAAGAUAGAAAACCUUCAAACAACUUCUUGUGAUGAACCACUCCAUAGAGCUUUAUCAAACUUGGUCUGUAGCAUCCUUCUAUUGUCAUCUCUCAGUUUUGUUCAUAUGGUUCAAAUGGACCCCGUUCAGGGUCUGCCAGAACUAAAAAUAGAAAAGACUUUAAAUUACCUAUUCUCAUCACUUGAGGGAUCUUCACCAAACUUGCUCUCUAGCAUCAUUGUAUACUCUCUUAUGUUUGUUUUUAUAGUUUUGCUUAACCCCUUAAAGGAUCCUGCCAGAGUUAAAACUAUAAUAAAAUUUUAAACAACUUCUUAUCAUGAACUGUUUAAUUGACCUUCAUCAAACUUGGUCAGUUGCAUCCUUGAAUGGACCUCUCUCAAGCUUGUUCAGCUGGUUUAGCUUGACUGUUUAACAUGUCACUAGACCUAAAAAUAAGGAGGGGGGGAAAUUAAACUACUUCUUCCCAUGAACUUUUUGGAAGGUAUUUGAUAAACUUGGUCUAUAGGAUCUUUUUAUAGACCUUUCUCAGUUUUAUUAAAAUAUUUGCGCUUGAGGGGUUGCAUGAGAUGAAAUAGAAAAUUCUUUAAACUUCUUAUCAUGAACUUGAUCUGCAGUAUCCUUAGUUACACAUCUCAGCAGUUUGCUCUAACGGUGGGUGACUUGGGCCCAUUUUGGCCCCUUGUUAUUGACCAUACUGUACUAUUAAGUUGCUAAAGUGUGUGAUAUUUGUAAUAAAUCUUGUCUUGAAAUCA